Populus nigra (black poplar) is the source of this 2578-nucleotide messenger RNA. RefSeq names its product TOM1-like protein 6. The transcript has 9 exons. Gene Ontology annotation, biological process: protein transport to vacuole involved in ubiquitin-dependent protein catabolic process via the multivesicular body sorting pathway. Gene Ontology annotation, molecular function: phosphatidylinositol binding; ubiquitin binding. The coding region runs from base 317 to 2311 and encodes 664 amino acids. The record is from RefSeq and is a predicted model, not a curated record. Lineage: Eukaryota; Viridiplantae; Streptophyta; Magnoliopsida; Malpighiales; Salicaceae.
GAGAAAUAAGAAAAAGGAAACGACAUUUCCGCGAAGAGAAGGCUGAAAGAAAAUGGCGAGUCAAAAAAUAAUGAAAAGAAAGGGGAGAAAAUCAAUGAGAAGUGACCCAGAUAAAGAAAGAAAGAGAGAAGGAAAACAACCAAGAAGGCCUAGAUUGAUUUUCUUUCCUGCCAAACAAGAAAAUAAUUAAUAAGAGAAAGAAAGAGAGAGACUUUCUUUUUAUCAUCAUCAUCUUCAUCACCGUCACCUUCAAUUUUGUCGUCAAACAACACUCCCAGAAAACGAGCUAAACACAAGUAAAGAAAGAGAGAGAUUGAUGGCUCUUGCUAUGGGGAUGGGUUUGGGUUCGUCUUCUUCGGCAACAGUAGCCGUUGAUAAAGCAACAAGCGAUCUUUUAAUCGGUCCUGAUUGGACCAUGAAUAUUGAUAUUUGUGACUCCGUUAAUUCUCAUCACUGGCAAGCCAAAGAUGUAGUGAAAGCUUUGAAGAAAAGGUUGCAGCACAAGAGCCCUAAAGUCCAACUACUCGCUUUGACGCUUUUGGAGACAAUGGUGAAGAACUGUGGUGAUUAUGUCCAUUUUCAAAUUGCUGAAAAGAAUGUAUUGGGGGAAAUGGUGAAAAUCAUAAAGAAGAAGACAGAUAUGCAUGUGAGAGAUAAGAUUCUGGCUUUGCUUGAUUCGUGGCAAGAGGCAUUUGGUGGGCCUGGAGGAAAACAUCCUCAGUAUUAUUGGGCAUAUGAGGAAUUAAGGCGUGCUGGAGUUGAAUUUCCCCAGCGAUCAUUAGAUGCAGCUCCAAUAUUUACACCACCGGCAACCAAUCCAACAUUGAGGCUUACCCAACCUGGUUAUGGAAUGCCUAGCAAUUCUUCUAGAAGACUUGAUGAAACAAUGGCUGCAGAGAUUGAAUGCUUAAGUUUGUCAGGCUUGGAUUCCAUGUGGGAUGUUAUGGAGCUCUUGAAUGAUAUGCUGCAAGCUGUUAACCCUGGAAACCAUGAGGCUAUAAAAGAUGAAGUGAUAGUUGAUCUUGUCGACCGGUGUCGGUCGAACCAGAAAAAGUUGAUGCAGAUGCUAGCUACAACAGGGGACGAGGAACUUCUUGGUAAGGGUCUCGAACUAAAUGACAGUAUGCAAAUCUUGCUUGCAAACCAUGAUGCUAUUGCUUCUGGCUCUCCAAUGCCAACUCAAGUUACAAGCUUAUGCGCCAAACCAAGUGAAGGAUGGUCCUCAGACAUCAAGCCGACUGAAGCAAGGGAUGCCAGCCCAAGAUCUACAACUAAUUCCACCAUACCAGUUCCUAAUGUGUCAAGGAGCGCUAUAGAUGAAGAGGAUGAAGAGGAGGAUGGCUUCGCACAGCUAGCUCGGAGGCAUUCCAAAACACGUUCCAUGUCAUCUCAAAGCUCAUGUGGAACAAACGGGGCUCUUGUGCCAUUGGAUGCUGGCAUGCCCAUUGCAUCAACCUCUUCCCCAUGCAGUGCUCUGGCUCUUCCUGAUCCACCUGCACCAGUAAGAACCAUGAAAGAGCAGGAUAUGAUUGACUUUUUGAGCCUCACCUUGUCAACAUCAACCUCCCCUCACACCCCACCAGUCUCCAAAACCAUGCCUCAAAUACAUGUUUCCUCCAAUACACAAGGUUAUCCGUAUGUUUCUCAAACUUAUCCUGUAAACCAUGGGCCCAUUCCAUACAGCAGCUAUGUCGUUCCAUGGGCCCAGCCUCAAACUCAGCAGCACCAAGUACGACCUCCAUCUCAACCCCAGUUACAGCAUCAAACUCAGCAGCACCAGUUACCACCUCCAUCUCAACCACUGCAACAGUUGCAACCUCAACCCCAGCAGCAAGCGGUGCCUCAGCCUCAGCUGUACUUGCAGCCCCAAUCUCAACCACAAUUACAUCCUCAGUUCCAGUUGCAACAUCCUCGGUACUCGUCUUGCUACCCACCUCCACCCUGGGCAGCUUGCACUGGUAAUCUCAACAACCAAAAUCACAUGUCUCCUACAAAUAAUAUGUUUUCAUCUCCCCGGGCCAACAAAACUGCAUCUUAUACACCGGUGCAAGCUGCUAGACCUGUGCGACAAUUUAACUCAUUUCCCACAAAAGCAGGCAAUGGAUCAACCAUGAAUGGUGAUCCUUGGAUGAGUUCCGCCUCUAGGAUACCUGCAGCUCCAGGACAAAAGCAGUCCUUUGUUCCCCCAUACAGGUUGUUUGAAGAUCUAAAUGUUCUUGGAAAUGCGGAUGGAAGGUAUACAAUGACUAGCAGCAGACCACCAAGCUUGUCAGGAUCAUCUGGCGAAAGUAUGGUCGGUGGGAGGAAGUGAAAUGUUAGUGGGGAAUAGGGUGAACAAACUGGAUAUAUCUUUGUGAAUAUGGCUAAUGCCUGUUGUGUGGUCUUUCAGUUUGGGGUGUGUAAGAAGGUUCAUUUUUAGAUGUAUCGAAGAAGGUUGAGGCGAUAAUAGCUCUGCAUUCCCCCAUUGAUGGGUCGUACAUCCAACUCUUGGGUAGCUUCUGCUGGUUAUCUAAGCACUUGCCUAUGAUUUUUCCCGAUAUAUGAAAUUGAUGUGGGAUUUAGUGGUUUUGAUCUUCAA